AUCGUAAACACUCCUUUUUAUUUUCGGUUCGGCGAUAUCGCAUUUUUUAUACAGACUUUACAAAAUAUAAAUAGAAAUAAAUUCUAUUUUUAUUUUCUUAAGUUCUUUUCUAAUAUGAUUGUCUCGCUAUGCCUGAGAAGUAUUUAUGCCUUGCUUUUUAUAUCUGUGGUUACCCGCGCAGAUGAACUAGAAAAAGAGACCAUAGACAAAGUGAUUGAGGAUGAAAUCACUCAUAAACUGGGUGAGGACCUGCUACAGAGUAUCGAAAAGAAGUUCCAGGUAGACCUUGAAAGGUCAGUGGACUCAGUGCUGACAAAGAUCAAAUUGCUGCUGCAAAAUGGGACUUCUCACAUCCAGGAUAAGCUGGUGGAGCUACAGGAUGCGUUGGACAUCAUGAAGAAAGAGAAAGCAGAAUUGGUAGAUGAAUGUCUCAUGAAGAAACAAAACGAUACAGCAGCGUUAGCAGAGAAAGCUUUACACCAAAUGGUAGUCUGCGGCUAUGCACUGAUCGGCCAUGACCCUGCGCAAGCCAUGCGCAACGUCAUAGAGCUCAAGAACAUGAUUAACACCGGGUUGAAACCUAUUUACGAACAAAGGCAGGAAAUUUACAACCUCAUAAAAAUCUGCGGUCACGACCACGACUCCCUGAAGAAGGUCAUCAAAUGCGUCAUCUCGAAGUCUCCUCAAAUCAAAUCAGCGAUGAUGGGUGUUUCGGCAAAAUUAGUCGACGGAGUUGUCCAGCUUACAAAACUGAUGGCCCAUGGAGCCAUGCACGAAGCAUGCCUUAUUGAGGUCAUCAGGACUGUCGAAGAGGAAGCCUUUGUCUUAGUAAAGAAAGUCAAGAAAUGUGUUGAGAAAGGCGGUGUCAUAACUGUCGAUGACGACCCUACUCCUAGUAGUAUCCAGGUUGCGGAGAAGGAGUACAACCUAGGCUAUAAUGCUACCGUAGCUGACUGGGAUACUAAAUUUAGAGCUUCGAAGGAUAACUCUUCAUCACCAAACGAGGCUGUUAAGCUUGAUGUGGUGUCAGGAAUACCUUUAGAUGCAGUAUCCUCGAAAAUAGAGACAGGACAGGCAAAAGAAGAAUUAAAUCAAAAUGUGUUAACGGAACAAGCAAAAGCAAACACUGGUGUUAAACAACAAAUCAAUGCUGAAAUUAAGCCCGAAGUACCAAGAGGAGAAGCGCCUAAGGAGGAAAUCAAAGAAGAAAUGAAGAAAUUAUUAAGACGAAUGAUGGGAAAAACUGGCAAGGAUGACAAUCUUAAGUUGCAGUUAUUGAAAGAAUUAGCGAAAGACCAUAAUAACAAUAUUGAUGGGAAAUUGUAAAAUAUAAUGUCGUCAUUUUG
Hyposmocoma kahamanoa is the source of this 1346-nucleotide messenger RNA. RefSeq lists its product as uncharacterized. The coding region runs from base 115 to 1326 and encodes 403 amino acids. NCBI's taxonomy places the organism in Eukaryota, Metazoa, Arthropoda, Insecta, Lepidoptera, Cosmopterigidae. The transcript has 6 exons. The record is from RefSeq and is a predicted model, not a curated record.